This is a messenger RNA of Mizuhopecten yessoensis (Yesso scallop), 4753 nucleotides long. Its product is annotated as alpha-1,3-mannosyl-glycoprotein 4-beta-N-acetylglucosaminyltransferase C-like. Gene Ontology annotation, biological process: protein N-linked glycosylation. The transcript is spliced from 4 exons. Lineage: Eukaryota; Metazoa; Mollusca; Bivalvia; Pectinida; Pectinidae. The coding region runs from base 3 to 2249 and encodes 748 amino acids. The record is from RefSeq and is a predicted model, not a curated record. Gene Ontology annotation, molecular function: acetylglucosaminyltransferase activity.
AUAUGGCGCGUCCAGAUAUGGUAAAGCGAUGGUUGAGAGGGUUUUGGUGUAGAAGGCAGACAGCUUUAGGAUGGAUAUCAUUCCUAAUAGUGCUGAUGAUCUGGGCAAAUAUGCAUAUUCUAUCAUGCGUUACAGAACACUCGGAACAAGCGCCGGAUACCGAAAGUAUCCGUCUAUCUACUCGGUCAUCCACAGAGAAGCAGACAACGAUGAGGGGGCCAGCUCCAUUUCAUGUGGAAGCCAGGAGAUUGACAGUUGAUCCGAAAAGGGCCCUUCUUUACGGAAGGAUGAGGACGAACCAAAGUGAGUUGACGAUCGGGAUUCCAACGGUCCAGCGACGCGGCGUUGACUACCUUGAGAAAACGCUUUACUCAUUGAUAAUUAAUUCAAAAGCUUCCCAGCGAAGUUCUAUAGUUGUCGUCAUCUUUAUGGUGGACAGGAACGAGACCUGGACCACAAUUAGAAGCAAACAACUGGCUGGAAAAUAUCCCAGACUCAUAAAGAACGGAUUCCUCCAGAUUGUACAUCCACACGAUCAAAGUAUAUAUCCAGAUUUCACCAAGCUUAAGAGGACAUUUAACGACACUGCAGCAAGAGUGACCUGGCGUUCGAAACAGAAUAUCGAUUAUGCUUAUCUGUUCUCGUAUUGUAAAGGUAUAUCACGGUAUUAUCUUCAACUGGAGGAUGACGUCAUUGCAGCUAGCAAUUAUUACGACGAUAUUAUAAAUUUCAUAGAAUCAAAAUCGACCACUUUUUGGUACUGUCUCGAAUUUUCCUUUUUAGGAUUUAUUGGAAAGUUGUUACGAUCGUCCGAUCUUCAAGAAUUGUCGGAAUAUAUAUUGAUGUUCUUCGAUGAACAGCCUGGUGACCUUUUGCUUAAGGCGUUGAAAACCAUCAAAACCCAAUGGAAAGAUAUUCAAAUUAAGAGAUCAUUAUUCCAGCACAAAGGAGUCGUGUCAUCGUUAACAGACAAGGAACAACACUUAUAUGACGGGCAUUUUAAAGACCGCUUUGGAUUAAAUCAAUACUCUCGAAAGCGGUUUUAUCAUGUGAAUCCCUCCGCAAUGAUUGAUUCAAAAAUCGACACUUAUUCUGAUUAUGAACCCAUGCAUGCAUAUGACCUAUCUGACAAAUAUUUUUGGGGGGUCAACCCUAAACAAGGUGAUUACUUUAGGAUAACUUUCGAAGGUCCUCAGAACAUAAGCCGUUUAUUCAUAGAUUCUGGCGAAGUGACAAAGACCUCCGACAUGUUACAACACGCAAGGUUGCUUGUAUCUACCGCCAUCGAGAUAGACAAACCUUGUCAGAAUCUCGUCAAUAUCAUUAACUUUGUUGACGGUGAUGUUGACACCAGAAAGUCCAACAUUUCACUUCCUCGAAAUAUAGACUGCAUAGUGAUUGAAAUAACAGCCAAUCAAACUGAUUGGGUCAUUAUAAGAGAAAUCGCUGUAUUUCUUCCGGGCGAACAAGAAAUCGAGGAACAAAGCAAAAAAGAAAAGGUCCCGCAACCACAAGGAGAAAGUGAAAUGUUGAAAUGGCAGACUUGGAAGAGACACGAACCGUUCAAACCACCAUUCCUUUCGCCGCGAUUCGAAAACGGUGCAUUAAUUCUGCCUGGCCAAAAAUUGAAUGGAAAUUGGCAGGACCAAAAAUUGCGUAACGACAAGCGCCUAAUAAGUCCAAAUCAAAAUCAGCAGCAAGCAAAGGACCGGCGAGAACCAAACGAACCGCCAGAUACACGAAAACGUAAUCAGCAAAGAAAUACCGUAAUUAUCGAUAAACCGAAACAAAUACAGAACAUCCUUGACAGAAAGCAGAAGCAUAGACAGUCGGAAGGUGUAAUUCUCAGUAAGAAUGAUCAGCAUCUGUUAGAACUUUGGCAGCAUCAAGUUAACAUGAAUAAGCUGAUGAUGAAAAUGAGUGGCAUAGAACAUAAUGUCCCCAUAUUCAACAAACCUCCCCCACAUAUAGAGAAUAAGCGAUACGAAAUGGAUGGUUUACCACAAAACAAUGUCCCAUUACAUAACAGACCUCCCCCACAUACAGAAAAUCAGCAAUUCGAAAUGGAUGGCAAAGCACAAAACAAUGUCCCAUUACAUAACAGACCUCCCCCACAUAUAGAAAAUAAGCAAUUCGAAAUGGAUGGCUUACCACAAGACAAUGUCCCCCAUCCAAACAAAGCUGGCACACACGUAAGAAAUCUGAAGCGACGUAUAUUCCGUCAACCUAAACAACAAAUAAAAGGGUAAUCUACAAAAACAGCCGUAAGGAGUCGGAGAGGAUCAAAACCCAGACAAACUGGAAAAAUUAGAAACCUUCAAAAGAACAUGGAUGGGUACUUUAAAUUUCUCUCGAACAACUAUAGGAAAUAAAGAUCUAAGAAAUAACACAACUUAAUGUUUGUAAUCAAUUUUAUAUACUUGAGGAAAGUGGAAUAGGAAAUGGUACAGACAUAAAAAGGUCUGUCUACUUGAAAAUGGAGUAACGAUAAUCGGUGUAUCCACAAUCGGUUGGAUCAAAAUAAAACCCAUUACAUAUACAUGUGCCUUUGAAAACCUAAAGUAUUCAUUUGAAAGUGUGGCACUUUGGUUUUACAUAAUGUGAUAUAGAAAUAUAAUUUGGAUGAUCAUAUUAAUAUCCAGUUUUUGUAAGAGUCCAUAAAUUAUACCAAACUAGAUGUAGCAGUUGAUCAAUUCAUGACUAUGUUAACUCACGCGGGCAAAAUACGAGCGCAACGUCGAAACGACAACGGCGGGAACAGGGAAGACACUAAAACGACACAUAAUAGACCGGUCCCAUCAGUUACUACGUAAGAGAAAUCUGUUUUCUGCACCAUAUCCACACUUGGCAUGAUCUGUGCAAUCAAUCACCUGUGUGUCACCAGUUCCGUGAUCUAGUUUGUAAUCAUGUUUACAGAACAAAUAAUAUAUGACAUAUUGUCUGAAUAUUUAUCUAUUUGAACAAGAUAUUUUACACACGCUAACCUAGCUCGUAAUCAUGUUUACAGAAAAACACAAUCAAAUGCUAACCGUUUGUCCUAAUACCGCAACAGCGAUCUUACACAAAAAUGAACAGUUUAUAAACAUACGAGUAGAAAAAAUCACAACGUGUCCGAUUUUUCCGAAUAUCACUACAGAAAGUGAGUUAGUUGUGAUUUACCUUACUAUCAAACAUGCGGUAUUUAAUGAUCACCGCAUUGCUUAAAAGUACAAAAUAGUUACAUUGUAUAAUAACGCGCAAUUAAUUGAAUUGCAUGAUAAUACAUCUUGUUCCUUAUUAUACAUCCACAACGAUGAUGGGGGAUAUACUGAAUUCAUCUUGUUUAUCUAUCUGUCCUUCUGUCUGUCCGCAGAUAGAAACUUGUCCCCCUUAACUACUAAGCCGCGCUCAAUACAACAUUAUAUAUAUGAUCGGUACAACAUGUAACGGUGCACCUGAUUAAGAUUGUUCAGUCUCCUACGAUGAGUUGCCCGUUUUAGUCAUAUCAAGACUUGUCGGGACAUUUUCUCCAUAUCUAUCUGGUCGACUACUAUGAAACGUUUUUAGAGUGAUAUGUAGGGUUAAUUCAUCCUUUAAACAGUCCCCUUGAACAUCUCAUCAAGAUAUCUGCUAUAGCCUCUGAUUGGUUAUAAGACGAUUGCGGUUGCAAUUUGUGUUAUGGCCUCUGAUUGGUUAUAAGACGAUCGCGGUUGUAAUUUGUGUUAUGGCCUCUGAUAGGUUAUAAGACGAUCGCGGUUGUAAUUUGUGUUAUGGCCUCUGAUAGGUUAUAAGACGAUCGCGGUUGUAAUUUGUGUUAUGGCCUCUGAUAGGUUAUAAGACGAUCGCGGUUGUAAUUUGUGGUCUAUUUAGCCGAUUUUCGUCAUAAUUCAUGGAAGUGAUACAUAAAUUAUUUAUAGUUUAUGAUGGACAACUGACUUUCAAGUUUUAGGGUUCACGAUCACUGUCUUGGCCUUUAUUUAGAUUAUGCAGCCGUGUGGUCGCACAACGCACCUAAAUUACCGUGCGCACAUCGUGCAUAUAGUGCGAAAAACCGGGCUAUUCAACAAUCGACCGCCCUGAUGUACAAUAUUUUAUUUUAAAUGCCUUACGCCGAAGACAAUAAUAUUAAAAAUAAAUAAAGAAGUGUAUUGGCAAUCUGGAAAAAAUGAUUUGAUUUAAUCUAUCGCUGGCAGAUCUUUUUUAAUUUGACAUAGACUAUUUGCAAGGCUGUAUUGACUUUGACAACGUUUUGAUAACAGCAAAUGUUCAUAGUUUUACUGUGGUAAUCAUCCAGAAAAGGAUCGUAUAGUCGUAAUGUAGCAGAGUCAUAUUUUAUUGUAUUUUAUAUUGAUAUUAUGACGUACAUGUCCUGUGUUGUGAUCUUUACCUGUGAUGUAUACCUGUCUGUACCUGUAUAAUAUCCCAUAGAGUGGUUCUGUAAGGUCCAGUGUGUUAUAGUUUAUAUUCUUUUUUUCAAAGGUCAGAUAUUUUAUAUAGACUUCGGUUUUUAUUGGUCAGUUAUAUGUUUGUCACUUUUUGCGGGAUUUCUUUGUGUCGGUUUUGUGAAAGAUUUUGUGAAAGAGCUGACAUUUUGAUUUGGACACAGACACAUACAUCUUUUGACAAUCGAAAUAUUCAGUACAAAGUGAUAAGCGGUUUGAUGACAUCGGUUUCCCAAUUCCUGGCUCUGUGCCAUACACAGAGUAUGUAUCUAACAUUACACAUAUAGGAUGUUGAACCAUGUUAUGUCUGUGCUGUGGAAAUGAAAUAAAUA